Messenger RNA from Coregonus clupeaformis (lake whitefish), 2805 nucleotides. Its product is annotated as TNFAIP3-interacting protein 2. Lineage: Eukaryota; Metazoa; Chordata; Actinopteri; Salmoniformes; Salmonidae. The transcript is spliced from 6 exons. Gene Ontology annotation, biological process: regulation of transcription by RNA polymerase II; cellular response to lipopolysaccharide. The coding region runs from base 343 to 1566 and encodes 407 amino acids. The record is from RefSeq and is a predicted model, not a curated record.
GAAUGGAUGAUUGCACAACUCGGAAAGGAGUUGUCAAUUUACCCGACGUUGUUAAAAAGUAAAGUACAAGAAAAGUCCGCCUAUUGGCUAGGGGAAGUCCCUCUAGGAAAUCCCCUGUAGUGUCGGAAUUAUUUAUUUCCAAAUUCAGAUGCGCCACAUCCUUUAGGCUACAUAGUUGACAUCCUCCUCAGUCUAAUUUUGAAGACAUGUUGCAUAACCUACGAACACAAACUCUAUCGAACCAAUAAGCAGAAUAUUUUCAGAAACUGAUGGAAUAUUGAAGAUUUUUCCCAAUCCUCAUCUGUCAGAAGCAACGGCGUUACCUCUGGAAUCAGGAACACGAUGGAUGUCACUUUGGAUAAUGAUGUGCUGAAAGCAAAGAUACGGAGCUGCAAUACAUUGAAUACUUUCUACCAUGAAACUCGGCUGGAGAUUGACACAUUAAGUAAGAACAUCUACAAAAGGGACAAUUUAAUCGCAGAUUUAAAGGCUAGGUUGGGCAAAUACGAGAAUACCUGUAUCAAUGUGGAAGGGUAUGACCCUGUUGUCAUAGCACCGUCCAAAUCUUUGCUGGAAAGUUUAUGCAAAGAAAUCUGCAAACUGAAACAAAAAUGGAAAGACACAGAAAUGAAUGCGGCUCAGCAAGCAGAGUUGAGCCAACAAGAGAUGCAGAGGUUGCGACAGCAGCUGAGGGAGAUGGAGCGAGAGCUGGAGAGUGUGACCCGUCAACCGGACCACGAGAAGGACCAGGAUAUCCAGAGGCUCCGCUCUGCCCUGGCCGAGAGGGACCGUGCCCAGGCCACCCGGGCCGUCCUGUGCACCUCGCUGGCUGAAGAGGCCGAGCAGCUCCGGGGCCAACUGGGAGCCACGGUCAGGGUGUGUCAGGAGUUACUGGGCCGACUAGAGGGAGAGAAGAAGGGAGGAGAGAAAGUGACGGAGGAGGUGAAAAUGCAGCAGAAGGCAAAAGAGAUGUCGGAUUCUACGGAAGCCGGUCGUGUUGACACCCUGGUCAACAAACUCCAAGAAGAGAACCAACAACUAAAGCAAAGAGUAGCAUAUGUGGAAGGUCUGAACUCCAAAUGGCAAAAGUAUGACUCGAGCAGGGAAGGGUAUGUGAGGGGCCUGUGUCUGAGGCUGAAUGAGUAUAGUGCCCUGGCUGCUGCCUCCAGCCCUGCUCCAGGUGUGGGGCCUAGGUUAGGGCCCGGGCCUACACAAGAGCCUGGGGCUGGCCUGGGCUUGUUCCACGGGUUGGACUUAGCCAAUGCUGGGUUGCUCCAGCAGGAGAUAGCCAGGCUCAAUGGCCUACUGGAGGAGAAGAUGAGGGACUGUGGGAGGUUGGGGAGGGAGAUGGAUGAGAGCAGGAGACGAUACCAGGAGCGCAUCCAGAUGCUAGAGCAACAGGUUCUCAUCUACACAGAUGACUUUAAGUCGGAGCGGGCAGACAGGAGAGAGCGCAGUGCAGGAUCCAGGACCUGCAAGAGGAAGUAUCUCGACUACAGGAGCAGCUACACACACAGGCACAGAGCCCUACUAGAGAUGUCAACUCCACGUGCCGAGUCCAUAUAGGGCACCGGAUCUCCCCACGAAUGAGCACAGACUCGGCCGAACCACUGCUGAGGAACAGCGCCAAUCCACCUGCGGCAAAACUUCAAAGCGGGCUUUCGGCUGGGGCGGCGCCGGUGGUAUUAGCCCCCGGUCCCACCUGGACAAAGUGCCAGGGUUUGUCGGAACUCCAAUGCCCAAGAUGCCUCACCACAUAUGAUGAAGCACAUGCGGUGGAGUACCUCAACCACUGCGAGGAGUGUGCCAGGCUAUGAGCUCCGGCGUGAAGUUUCCCCUAGGUACAGAUAUAGGAUCAGCUUCCGUUCCCCAAUCCAAAUCAUAAAGUGGGGAAAAUGCAAAACUGACCCAAGAUCAGCGUCUAGGGGCAACUUUGCCCUACUCCCAAGCUAUGAGAGUUACUGCCCCGCCCACCCCACGGGGGUGUUGAGACAAAUAUCGCUAACUGACGAUAACUGAGCACUGAAGAAAAAGCACUACAUGCACCCUAAGAAGGGUCGGGACCGGGCAGCUUAGAAAACUGACUAGUUCAACUGGGUUGUGUUCAUUAGGCACUAAAUGGAAGAAAAUGGACUGAAACAGGGAGGUACUACCUGGACUUCAGAUGCUACCAUGCUUUUUGGUUGUUAAAGGACAGAAUCUAAUAGAUUAUCGAUACUGAGUUGGAGUGUCAGUACUACUUUGGUGGUCGUAGUGGGAGAAAGACCAGGUAUUUACCAGGAAACUACAUGGUAAAAUGAUAACACAGUAAUGACUUUGAAUUACUUGUUUGUUUCUUUCGGAUUCGUAACAACAAACACCACUGGCCACCAUUUGAAUGGGUUGAGUUCCUUGCUUUCGAAUCGUAACAACAAACACCACUGGCCACCAUUUGAAUGGGUUGAGUUCCUUGAAGGAAAUACCAGAAAGUACCCAUUGUUACCAUAUAAUUUCCUAGUAAAUACCUGGUAAAUACCAGUGGAAAAAGUAAGUAACUGUAAAAUAACGUUUUUGUGAAAUAGCUUUCCAGUGCAAAACCACUCAUGUUUGACUACAUGAUCCAUAUGAAUUAUCACAUGAUGCUGCAUGGGUGUGUUUCAUGGGAGAUGGUUGAUUGUGUGGUCUGUAGAAAAUCUAGAUGGGAAAUUGGAUGUUAAUUGCGAUAUUUGAAUGUCACAUACCUCAAUUCAAUAUUCCGGCAUCAAAUUGUUAACAUGUUGCACUUUCCUAACCUGUUUACCAAAGUAAUCGUUAAUGCACAGAUUU